Molecule: messenger RNA, 2075 nt
Organism: Fragaria vesca subsp. vesca
Lineage: Eukaryota; Viridiplantae; Streptophyta; Magnoliopsida; Rosales; Rosaceae
Product: probable protein phosphatase 2C 38-like
Exons: 4
Coding region: 574-1716 (380 amino acids)
Biological process (GO): protein dephosphorylation
Molecular function (GO): cation binding; protein serine/threonine phosphatase activity
Source: RefSeq, a predicted model, not a curated record
CUCCCACAAAACCAAAAGAAAGCAGAUGAGAGAAGAAGAACAAACAAUGUCAGAGUUUGUAGCUCAGAGCUUCUUAUUUUUUCCUAUCCUGGAUCUCAUCUGACAUAAUUUCUGAAGAUCUUGUGCCCCCCAAAAACUCCAAACCCUUUUCUUAUCCAGUGUUUCCCAGGAUCACUCUGAUCACAGACCAAGCUCUGCCAUUUUCUAAGUCUCUAUGUGCUUUUACAGCUAACUCUGCUUCUAUAUGAGAUGGCAAAGCAUGGAAGAGCCAAACGUAUUUAACCCCAUUUCAAGAUACACAGAACCAGCAGGCCUCCAUAUUCUCUGAACUCCAAUUUAAAAUCUUGUUUUUUUGGUCCCUAUCAAUACACACAUUUUUGUGACUUGACUUCAGCCCAUACCCUUUUGGUUUCUCUCUGAGUUUUUGUUCAUAUUAAUGGUGUCUGGAUUGUUCUAUAAACUUGAAUAUGGAGUUGUGGUUUUAAUACAGAAGAAACUGGAGCUGGGUUUGAGCACUAGUCCUAAUCCCAUUCAUGUUGACUUGAUGAGCUUUUUGAUUGCCGGGUCAUUUGGAUGAUACAGAAAGGUUUGCUUAGAAUGAUUGUACCCUGUUGGAGGCCAUCUCUGGAGGAAGAUGGUGCUCGACGGGUUGGCGAAGCCAGUGGACGUGUUGAAGGGUUGAUGUGGUACAAGGACUUGGGCAACCAUGCUUGGGGGCAAUUCUCAAUGGCUGUGAUCCAAGCCAAUAGUACUUUGGAGGAUCAAAGCCAGCUCGAGUCCGGGUUUCUGAGUUCAAAUAAGUCCGGUCCUCAGGGGACCUUCGUUGGGAUUUACGAUGGACAUGGAGGCCCCGAGGCUUCAAGAUUUGUAAACGACAAUCUUUUCAGCAAUCUGCAGAGAUUUGCAUCAGAGCAUCGAAGCGUAUCGGAACAUGUUAUCCGGAAGGCGUUUUUGGCCACGGAAGAGAACUUCCUCUCUGUUGUGAAGAAGCAGUGGCUAACUAAGCCGCAGAUUGCAUCUGCAGGAACAUGUUGUUUGGUCGGAGUAGUGUGUAAUGGACUUUUAUACACAGCGAAUGUUGGGGACUCGAGGCUGGUUCUAGGGAAACUAGAAAGGGCCACCAGGGAAGUCAUAGCUGUUCAAUUGUCUACAGAGCACAAUGCAAGUAUAGAAUCAGUGAGACAGGAACUCAAGACUACUCAUCCUCAUGAUCCACAGAUUGUGGUGUUGAGACACAAAGUUUGGCGCGUCAAGGGCCUCAUACAGGUUUCAAGAUCCAUUGGUGAUGCAUAUCUAAAGAAGCCAGAGUUCAACAGGGAACCUUUGCUACCCAAGUUUAGGUUACCAGAUCCUGAAUUCCUCAAACCAAUCCUGAGUCCGGAUCCGUCGAUAUCGGUACUCAAACUCCGACCAGAAGAUCAAUUUCUCAUAUUUGCUUCUGAUGGUCUGUGGGAGCAUCUUAGCAACCAGGAGGCUGUCGACAUUGUUGGGAAUAACCCACGCAGGGGAAUUGCCAGGAAACUUAUAGAAGCUGCACUACAAGAAGCAGCAAAAAAGAGGGAAGUGAGGUUUGCAGACUUGAAAAAGAUAGAGCGAGGAGUGAGACGACAUUUUCACGACGACAUCAGUGUAGUAGUAGUGUUUCUAGAUCACAGUCAGUUGAAAAAUGGAACCUCUCCUCGCAGAUCUAAUAUUUCAGUGACACCCAACUUCUAAAUCAGGCCUCAUUCAUCUGCUGCAUCCUCCUAGUGUGGAAGUCGAUGUAGCGGAAUGUUGUGCACGACCACAUUAUAGCCACUACUACAUCUGAAAGCUGAAAAAUGGAAAUCAAAGACGAUCAACUCUCAACGCGACAUUCUUCAAAUGGCUUAUGCGACCGCACAUAGAACUUGGAGUUGUAAAAAUUGAUUACUUGUUGCAACUUCUGUAAUUUAAAUGUUAGGUUUCACCUUUUGUUAUCCAAAAAGAACUUAAAUAUUUCACCAAGUCACCAACUCCAUGCACCACCUUCAUUUGAUACAAAACACGUACGACUUGAAUACCACCCAACUGCAAUACUGUGCAACAUCCAUUUC